AUGGACCAGUGGGAAAAGUAUACAACGUUCCACCGGAAGCUGACCUUCAGACUCAAUACUGCGCGGUGGGUAGACCCUAAUGAGGACGACCCCCGUUGCGCCGACACACUUAAGUUUCUGUACCCUGCGCUCUUCACGCAGUCGCGGCACAACCCCCACGAACGAGCGAUAGUCAAGACGCUCGUGGGCAGUCGAGGCAGCCUCCCUACAGAACUGGUGCUACACUUUGACAGGCAAGGCCACGUUUUCGCCUUUGAGUCGCGCGUGAACCCCUCGGCCGCUAUCCACGCGCAUCAGUCGUCGAUCAUGACGGCCAAUGGUCAUUGGCAGGCAGCGACUGAUGCCGAGGAAUCCGCACGACGAGAGCGGAUGCUGCCCAGGCAGUUGCUAUGA
Molecule: messenger RNA, 393 nt
Organism: Phytophthora infestans T30-4
Lineage: Eukaryota; Oomycota; Peronosporomycetes; Peronosporales; Peronosporaceae
Exons: 3
Coding region: 1-393 (130 amino acids)
Source: RefSeq, a predicted model, not a curated record